Molecule: messenger RNA, 1882 nt
Organism: Thamnophis elegans (Western terrestrial garter snake)
Lineage: Eukaryota; Metazoa; Chordata; Lepidosauria; Squamata; Natricidae
Gene: FLI1
Product: Fli-1 proto-oncogene, ETS transcription factor
Exons: 8
Coding region: 83-1351 (422 amino acids)
Biological process (GO): cell differentiation; regulation of transcription by RNA polymerase II
Cellular component (GO): nucleus
Molecular function (GO): sequence-specific DNA binding; DNA-binding transcription factor activity, RNA polymerase II-specific
Source: RefSeq, a predicted model, not a curated record
GGAGGCUCUCUCAGUGGUGAGUGAAGAUCAAUCCCUCUUUGAUUCUACCUACGGAGCUGGUGCUCACCUUUCCAAGGCAGACAUGACAGCCUCAGGGAACCCGGAUUAUGGUCAACCACACAAGAUCAACCCUUUACCUCCCCAGCAAGAGUGGAUCAAUCAGCCAGUCCGUGUUAAUGUUAAGAGGGAAUACGAUCAUGUGAAUGGAUCCAGGGAAUCUCCAGUGGAUUGCAGUGUUAGCAAAUGCAACAAACUGGUUGGUGCUGGUCCAGAAUCCAACCCUUUGAAUUAUGGCACCUACAUAGAUGAGAAGAACGGACCUCCCCCUCCCAACAUGACCACCAAUGAAAGAAGAGUCAUUGUUCCAGCAGAUCCGACAUUAUGGAGUCAGGAUCAUGUGCGUCAGUGGCUGGACUGGGCUAUUAAAGAAUAUGGCUUAAUGGAGAUUGAUACCAACCUCUUCCAGAACAUGGACGGCAAAGAACUGUGCAAGAUGAACAAGGAAGAUUUCCUCCGCGUCACUUCCCUCUACAACACAGAAGUCCUGCUGUCUCACCUCAGUUACCUCAGGGAAAGUAGCUCCUUGCUGUCUUACAACACACCUGCCCACACAGAUCCACCACCUCGUGUCAAUACCAAAGAAGAGAACUCCUAUGAUGCUGUUCGAAGAUCAGGAUGGGGUAACAAUCUGAAUUCCAGCCACAAUAAAAGUCCUCCUCUAGGAGGGACACAAAAUGUAAGCAAAAAUGGAGAACAACAAAGACCCCAACCAGAUCCGUAUCAGAUCUUAGGGCCCACCAGUAGCCGCUUAGCCAACCCAGGGAGUGGACAGAUCCAACUGUGGCAAUUCCUCCUUGAGUUGCUGUCGGACAGCUCCAACGCCAGCUGCAUUACGUGGGAAGGAACCAAUGGGGAGUUCAAGAUGACCGACCCCGAUGAGGUGGCCAGGCGCUGGGGGGAACGCAAAAGCAAGCCCAACAUGAAUUACGACAAGUUGAGCCGAGCCCUCCGAUAUUACUACGACAAGAACAUUAUGACCAAAGUGCACGGCAAGAGAUACGCUUACAAAUUUGACUUUCACGGCAUUGCGCAAGCCCUCCAGCCUCACCCGACCGAAUCCUCAAUGUACAAAUACCCUUCGGAUCUCUCCUACAUGCCUUCCUACCACGGCCACCAGCAGAAAAUGAACUUCGUCCCUCCACAUCCAUCCUCUAUGCCCGUCACUUCCUCUAGUUUCUUUGGGGCGGCUUCCCCUUACUGGACUUCUCCUACUGGAAGUAUUUAUCCGAAUCCCAACGUCCCCCGCCAUGCUAAUUCUCACAUGCCCUCACACCUAGGCAGCUACUACUAGGUGUUUUUCACUUUUGCUGGCGUUUCUUGUUUCGAUUGGAUGUUUUUUUUAUAUCUAUACCUUUGGGGAGAAAGCUUUAAAAAAAAAACCUGGAUAUUAAUAUUGUUAUUUUCUAUUGUAAUUUUUAUUGGAAUAAACCUUUUUUUAUUUUUCUAACUCUGCUUCCUCUGUCUCAGAGGAACAGCUGAGUUCUCCAGUGGGCCAGUAUCCUGCCUUUCCUUUUUGGGGUUCAAAGCUUUUCUCGUUUAUAGGACCUGCUUUAAGAGUUUCUGCAGUGAGUUAUCACCCGAGAACUUGUAGACCGAGUAUUGUCAAGCCAAAAAGCUUUUUUCGAAAAAAAUGACUUUUAGAACAUGAAUGUUUCUUCCAAAACUAAUGGGAAAUCAUGGUGGGUUUUUUUUCCUUUCCUCCCUGUUUUGAAAUGUGCUGAAGAAAAUUCGCAAAUUUUGAAGACCCGGUUUGCAGAUAAUCAACUGGAAUUUUAGUUUUUAAGGCCAAUGAAGGCUUGGAUUGUUGUUGUUGUUGUUUUUU